AUGCAGAUUCUCAUUUGGCGCGCCAACACGGGCCGUCGCGCCAACGCCGCAGCCAUUGCCGUACACGGUCCGAUCCAGAUCGCCAAGGAGUUUCUCGAUCUCGCAGCACGGCUACCGAGCGCCGCUCUCGAGGCACACGGACCCGGCAUUGAGUUCAAGGUCUUCGAGAUUGCGAGCGCCGUCGCCGAUGUCAUUGCCAGCCACCUCAGCCAGUCGAACGCGCUGCCGAUGGACGUCCGCCCCAGCGACAUUCUCGCGCGUCUGCAGACGCUACUCGCCUCGACGCGCGGCGGGAACAACAGCCUGCUGCGUCUUCUCGGAGCGCGCAUCGCCCAGGCCGAAGCCCAGCCAGCAGCGCUCUUCAGCCUCGGUCCUACCAUGGUCCCUCACCAACGCGUCGACGAGAUCCUCGACGGCGGCAUCUCGUCCUGGAAUCACGCAAACGGAACUCCCGAGCAGGCGUUCGAUGUGCAGGCCUACCAUGACCAGGCCGCCAUGACGCAGAUGCAACCUCUCGGCUGGCCGUUCCCCGCGUCGCCUUGGCUAUCCCUCGUGGCCGCCGCCGAACUCGAGCAGCAGCAGCACGCCGACGGCACCAGAGGCCAGCAGAUACAGGGUGAAGCAGAAGGCAUGAGCCCUGGCGGCACCGGUGGCUGGUUUUCGCAAUCGCUCGACCUCUUGGCCCAGCUCGAAUCGGAGCCACCCACGAGUGAGGCCUCCAUGGAGAGUCUGUCCGGAAACAACAGCGUCGACAUGAUGACGGGCGAUCCUUGGUUGCUCGAUCUGGGGCAGUCCUGA
Messenger RNA from Verticillium dahliae VdLs.17, 798 nucleotides. RefSeq lists its product as uncharacterized. The coding region runs from base 1 to 798 and encodes 265 amino acids. NCBI's taxonomy places the organism in Eukaryota, Fungi, Ascomycota, Sordariomycetes, Glomerellales, Plectosphaerellaceae. The transcript has a single exon. The record is from RefSeq and is a predicted model, not a curated record.